Priapulus caudatus is the source of this 2966-nucleotide messenger RNA. RefSeq names its product synaptic vesicular amine transporter-like. Gene Ontology annotation, molecular function: serotonin:sodium:chloride symporter activity. The transcript has 10 exons. Gene Ontology annotation, cellular component: terminal bouton; synaptic vesicle membrane. The record is from RefSeq and is a predicted model, not a curated record. Bases 94 to 1140 code for a protein of 348 amino acids. Gene Ontology annotation, biological process: transmembrane transport; aminergic neurotransmitter loading into synaptic vesicle. Lineage: Eukaryota; Metazoa; Priapulida; Priapulimorpha; Priapulimorphida; Priapulidae.
UGUUUGGCAAGACACGCUACCGCGUUCAGUUGGCAUACGAACAGUCAGGCAUGCAAACAUUGCGUUUCUUUCAGAAUCGGAUACAGUAUACCAAUGUUUACGGGGUUCGUGAUUAUGUUCUUGUCUACAGUAAUUUUUGCAUUUGGCCAAUCAUAUGGAGUUCUCUUUGUCGCCCGUUCGCUCCAAGGAGUGGGCUCAGCGUGCUCAAGCGUCUCUGGGAUGGGUAUGUUAGCCGCUGCGUUCCCCGACGACAAGGAAAGAGGAAACGCAAUGGGCAUCGCGCUAGGUGGCCUCGCUAUGGGAGUCCUCAUCGGUCCACCGUACGGAGCCUUCAUGUACGAGUGGGUAGGCAAAGAAGCUCCCUUCCUCAUUCUGGCGACAGUGUCACUGCUGGACGGAGCCUUGCAGCUGCUCGUUCUGAAGCCGUGCGUGAGGCGAGGUGAGAUGCAGGGCGCUUCACUGAAGGAGCUGCUGAAGGAUCCUUACAUACUCAUAGCUGCGGGCGCCAUCACGUUCGCCAACAUGGGCAUAGCUAUGAUGGAGCCUUCCCUCCCGAUUUGGAUGAUGGACACAAUGCACUCGGAAAAAUGGGAACUCGGUGUAGCGUUUCUACCAGCAAGUAUCUUGUACUUGAUCGGUACAAAUAUAUUUGGUCCUCUAGCUCACAAGAUGGGCAGGUGGCGUUGCUCACUGAUAGGAAUGCUUGCGAUCGGCAUAUGUCUAAUGUUUGUACCACAGGCGCGUCAACUUGCGCAUUUAAUACCGCCGAACGCUGGACUGGGUUUGGCCAUAGGUAUGGUAGAUUCCGCAAUGAUGCCAACGAUGGGCUAUUUGGUUGAUAUUCGACAUGUCGCUGUCUAUGGAAGUGUGUAUGCCAUAGCUGAUGCCGCCUUCUGCGUUGGAUUUGCAGUCGGUCCAGCUCUGAGUGGAACGAUAGUCCGAACGUUGGGAUUUGACUGGAUGCUGUACGGAAUAGCAAUAGUUAACAUCAUUUACUCGCCACUGAUGUUUUUCCUCAAAGAUCCAAAACCGAACGAAGAGAAGGCGGCGUUAAUCAUAAACGAGGAGUGUCCGGUGAAGUAUGUGACGUACAAUCAGACGAACGGUGGCCACUUCUCGGACGGGGAGGACGACUGGUGACAGGGCGCUGCUCGGCGUUAGGCGCGAAGCAAUUGUAGAAAAUAUAUAUUUAUCAUAUAAAGCAUAUAAUAUAGAAGCAUUCGGUGGCUUUAUAGUUGUAGAAAUGGGACGUGAAUAACACAAGCUGCAUGCGAUAUCGAGCGCGGUGCCGCUAUAGAUGCCCGCAGCAGCUUACAGGCCGUUUUGCGUAUAUAGGCAGUGUUGUGCCAGAACCGGAAACGUCUGCCUGAUAUAUAAUAUGCGCAGAUAGAAUAUUCGUUGUUAUCGUAACAAGAAUUUGACAUUGAGAGACAUUCAGCCGACCAUCCAUCAGCAUGUGUUAAAGUUCUCAAGCGCUGUGUGUCUCAAAAGAUGAAUGGACUUAUGCAAUAUAUGAAACAGUAUAUAUAAAUAUAUAGGCCUGCUCGCAAUUAAUGUUCAGUAUCGUACAUCAUCGAAUAUAUGUAUAUAUUUUUGCGUGAAUAGUUACAGUAUAAGAAUAAGUGUAUAUGCGUAACAGAAUAAUCUUAGCUGACUCAUACAUUUCAGCUUGUGACCAAAUACGUUUCGUUUAAAAACGAGCCGACAAGAUAUGGCCCUUUAGAGCAUAAUGACGGGUGCAUGCUAGCACGAGGUGCAUAUUUUCAAAUAAUCCUUCUGGUCACGGUAUUCCUGUCACGGAAAUGUAUCAGGCUACGUGGCCGAGGUUCGUCAAACGCUGUCUUUAAAAAAAACCGAGCAUUAGUCGCAGUUACAUUUUUCCGUUUACCUUUAAACACGUUACUUACACGUGUAUCCGAGAAUAACUUAACGUCGCUCUAUGUCUACCACAUCAUAGCUAGCUGUCCUAACUGUUAGAAUGUUUUUUAACAAUUACUGGAUACUGCGUAGUUGCGAUUGGUCAGAAAAUGCGUUAUUUUAUUAUGGUCAGAUAUUGCGGCAGCAAUACUGCCUAGCAUAUAUUCAACAUAAUCUUGAACACUUUCCCUGGAGUUAUAACACCUCCCUAGUUGGAACACGUCCAAAUAGUGCAUCUUCCUAUACAGGAAAAGCGAUAUAGAUCAAUGAAAUAUGUGUCAUGUACGUAAGCAAGCGCAAUAGAUAUCCAUGGCUAAUCAUCUACUAUAUUUUAGAAUGCCGAUUCGUGCAGUAAUAAUAAUGUUAUAUAGAUUAUAGUUAGCUAGUUGUGUCUUCCUGCUGCGUGUAUACAGUUCUGUACUCAGCAUGAAUCGGUAGGCUUGAUGUUAGACAUGUAAGGGCGCGGCGUGUUCGCGGCGACUGUUAACUCGCUACGUCUAUCUAUCUCCAAAAUCGCGCAUGCGCAGUGGAGACGAUAUGCUACGUGUUGCAGACGCAUUCAUGUGCAUAGUAAAACCUAUAGUCGCGAUUUAAUCAGAAAAGGUUGUGCAGUUGUGAGGUGUGCGGCGAUUAUAUCUGCAUAUAUAAGCCGUUUUAUUGGUAUAGGUACCAUAACCUGUAUUGGAUGGAAACAAUACCCCCUAUAAAGAAUUCCGAACUGGCUUAAUCCCAGCUGUGGAGAUGGCUAUUCUAGCUAUACGCCCUUCUUAAACGUUGUGAUCAUGUCACGGAUGCGACCUUCAACCACGACUAGCAAUACUAUCAUAGUUACGGGUGCACUAGUAAUUACCUUGCCCUUCCCGUGACCUGUAAAGGAGACGAUGAAUGAUCGAAUGGGUUACCAUUUGCGUUCUCAAUUCGAACACGUUUAGGAUAGAGGCAAUUAGUUUUUAUUUCAACUCGUUCAUUCUAAUUCGUUUUCAACUACGAUGGGACGUUAGUACUGCAAUUCGAAGCUAUGAUUAAUAAAUGUACUAUGAAAUGCUCAA